Molecule: messenger RNA, 779 nt
Organism: Myotis davidii
Lineage: Eukaryota; Metazoa; Chordata; Mammalia; Chiroptera; Vespertilionidae
Gene: ARMH2
Product: chromosome unknown open reading frame, human C6orf229
Exons: 2
Coding region: 1-690 (229 amino acids)
Source: RefSeq, a predicted model, not a curated record
AUGGCCACGGCCCCUGCGCCUUCUGAGCAGGACGGGUCUCGGGUUUGUCAGUGUGUCGUGCGGCUGGGCCAGUGCCUCCGCAGGUUCUGGAACGUCUAUAUCCUGGGCUUCUUCGUUGAGGAGGAGAAAGAAUAUAUACCCCAAAGCCAGACUAUGUUUCAUAAAGAAAAAAUCAUGGCACUUGGCCAGACCUUGAAGAACAAAUCCCUGGCCAUCGAGGUGAGGGCUCGGGCCGCCUACAGGAUCGGGCUGCUGGCCUUCACAGGGGGACCCAUGGCCGGGAAGUUUGCGGCCGAGCACAUGAAGGAAGUGGCGAACUUGCUGCAGAGCGCCCAGGCAGCCCCCCAGGCGAGGAUCCUGCUGCUCCAGAGCGUGGCCUGCUGGUGCUACCUGAACCCCAUCACCCAGAAGAGGGCCAAGUUCCUGCAGCUCAUCCCCAUCCUCAUGGCGAUUUUUGAGAAGGUCCCCGAGUCCAGCAAGACGGACGUCAACAACAGCCUCCUGGUGAAGUUCUGGGCGUGCUACACCCUGUCCGUCAUGACCUGCAACAACCUUUCCUACAUGGAGGAGCUGAGGGAGCACUACCAGUUCAAGUACGAACUGCAGGCGCUGGCGCAGAAGGACUGGGCGGGCUGGCCCGAGAACUUCGCUGAGGUGCUCUACUUCCUCAUCGGUUUCCACAGGCACUGACGCCUCUCCCUCCGGGCCCGGCCGUCGGCACCGCCGGAGGGCCCUGGAACAGAAAUAAAUGAUCAAAGCCCACACGUCCCUCCUGGCGU